This is a messenger RNA of Eutrema salsugineum, 1622 nucleotides long. Its product is annotated as bifunctional nuclease 1. Bases 336 to 1334 code for a protein of 332 amino acids. Gene Ontology annotation, molecular function: nuclease activity. The transcript has 11 exons. The record is from RefSeq and is a predicted model, not a curated record. Gene Ontology annotation, biological process: protein ubiquitination. Gene Ontology annotation, cellular component: VCB complex; nucleus. Lineage: Eukaryota; Viridiplantae; Streptophyta; Magnoliopsida; Brassicales; Brassicaceae.
UUUUUUGUUUAAUCGUUCAUCACUAAUAAUAUUAGGCGAUUGAUGAAAGGGUAAAAUUGGGAAUUGAAGCAAAAACUGGGUUAAUAAAAUGACGGAGAGAUUCCCUCACUCUUUUGAUCUCUCAAGUGAAGAAUCUCUCUCAAUCCUUGUUCGUUUUCUUUCUCGUUGAUCCUCUCUGCUCUUUUGCUUGUGAAGGAACUCUGCGAUCUCUCUUCUUGAUCGAUCCGUUCCAAUCUAUCCAGUUUGGUUCUGUAACUGUUUAUGCCAUUCGCGAUCAUCUGAUCUACCGCUCUCCGAAUCCAAUCGCAGGUCGCUGAAAUCGUAGGAAAAGGAAGAUGAGGUCGCUUCAGGCACCGGUUGUAUGCCCUGCGAUUCGUUCAAGACAAGUAGGUGCAUGUGCUUCAUCACUUGUUAACUACACUGGUCUGAAACCUAGGAUUCUUAGAAGCCAGUUCUGGGGUAAUCGGACAAGAGGCAACAAGCCUCAGGUUACUACGAUCACUCUUCGUCUGCAUCCUCGAUGGUGCAACAAGAGUAUCAUCAAGUGUGUUUUCAGCUCCCAUUCUGAUGGUACCGGAAGCACCGCAGAGAAUUUCAACGAAAACGAUGAGGAUUACGUUAACUCUAGUGUAGUGGAAGCUGUUGAGGUUAGGAGUGGAGCAGAUGGUUUCAUGGUGAAGAUGAGAGACGGUAGGCAACUACGAUGUGUUCAUAAUAAUCCUCAAGGAGGGCAUUUACCAGAUUAUGCUCCACAUCCUGCAAUUGUGUUGAAAAUGGAAGAUGGAACUGGUCUUCUCCUUCCGAUUAUCGUGUUGGAGAUGCCUAGUGUGUUACUUAUGGCAGCAAUGACCAACGUCCAAAUUGCAAGACCCACCAUGUAUCAAGUGGUGAAGGAAAUGGUGGACAAGAUGGGUUACGAAGUUAGACUUGUUAGAGUCACCAAAAGAGUCCACGAGGCGUAUUUUGCCCAGUUAUAUCUUUCAAAGAUGGGUAAUGCCUCGGAUUGUGUCAGCUUCGACCUUCGGCCUUCAGAUGCAAUUAAUAUUGCUGUUAGAUGCAAGGUACCAAUCCAAGUGAACAAGUACCUUGCAUAUAGUGAUGGAAUGAGAGUCAUCGAGUCAGGGAAGCUAUCACAGCAGACACCUGCUUCAGAUGGUUUAUUAUUUACUGAACAAGACCGACCAAAUGGUCAGGCUUGUCUUGAUACGAAAGAGUUCAACAUUUUGAGCAACAUGAUGCAAGCUGUUAAUGAAGAGCGAUAUGAUGAAGCCGCUGAGUGGAGAGACAAACUUGGUCAGUUUCGGGCCAAACGUAACCUGAGGAAAUACACAUGAGAGAGCUCGAUCAACAAGUAUCGCCUUUGUACAUAAUAAGGGGGGAUCAGAGUGAAGGAAGAAGCUGAGUCUCGAGAUCGAAGAAUGCUUCUACACUUGACCAUUUCCCAGAAACAAAAAAAUGUAUAAUAUAUUAGUAUAAAUGUAGCGUGAUGUGUACAUAUUACUUAUUGAUCUGUGUCUUGUUACUUCUGCCAAUUAAGCUCUGAUUAAUUCUAAGUCUACUCUUGUUCGAAGUUGGUGUUUUCGUGUUUUGGAGUAUAUAAUAUAUUAAGUUGGAAUUAAAUG